AUGACUUUCACCACCGUGCUGUGUAUCGUGGCUUUGUUACCGCUGCAAGGUAGGACUGCCAAGAACUCCCUAUUGGACAGUGUGUUGGGAGCACUCACCGAAAAGAACAGUUCAGCCAUUCAUGAGGGGAAAGCAAGGGAUUUUCAAGAGGUUCACACUGAAACUGUCACUGUGGAGGAAGGGCAGGAUUUAAGCCUACCCUGUGCUUUUCCCAGGGGCCACGAAUUUGCCCUGGAAUGGGUAAACCCUCGGGGGUUUAUUAUUUUUCUAAACAACAAUCGAGGUUUAAAAGAUGAAAGGUACAAGCUUAUCCAUUAUUCAAAGAAUAAAUUAUCUAUCAGCCUCUCUAAGGUAACAAUUCAGGAUGAAGGCACAUACAAAUGCAACUGCUAUGACAGAACAGUCAAAACCAAGGAAGUGAAUGUUAUUGUCUUAGCUGCUCCCUCCAAGCCAGUGUUGGAAGUAUCAGAAAUUAGAACCGAUGGUGAAGAAGAAAAGAUUGUACUGAGCUGCUUAACCUGGGGAAGUAAACCUCCUCCUCAGAUUACUUGGCUGCUAGAUAAUGGGCUAGAAGUCUAUGGUGACACCAAACACAAGUUUGAACACGAUGGAAAGAAAUGCAACACAACCAGCACGCUCACAGUCCGUGCUUACAACCAGGAUUCAACUGCCAGUUGUGUCAUUCAUCAUGAAACCGUACAAGAAGGAAAAUUGACAGCAUCCUUCCAGUUUAAACAUUUCAUGACUACUUCAAGCUCAGCUCCAAAUAUGCUAGAAAUAAGUACAAAGACCUCUGAGAAUCCUCAGCAUUAUGUGGAAUCUACUCCAGAAUCUAUAAUACAGACAUCACCUGUGAGCAUAUCUUUAGCAACAAGUACCCAACAGGAAGUUUUCUCUUCUCAGGCAACCGUUGAAUCCAGCCAACCAGACUUUUCUACCACUGUACCUGAGAAGCCAUCUAGCCAUCUACCAGCAAUACCUACCCAGCAGAGGGAACUACCAGUGAACACAACUAUUUGGUCAGAAGUUACAGUAACUUCAACAGUGAAGGACAUUUCUAGUUCAGAAGAACCAUCAACAAGCAGUGAAUCAGCUACUCAGAAUGCUAACAGCACCAUUGAAAGAACUUUGAAUAUCACAGAAGAAACAUCUUUUACAGAUACACCAACAAUAAGCAAUGAACAAUCAACUCAAAACUCCACAAUCAUCACUGGAGCAGAAAUCACAAUAAAUGUGACAUUUGCAGAAGAAACCUUUGGGACAGAAGAAUCAUCAAUAACCCAUGAAGAAACAACCCUGAAUUCUAAUGCUACCAUCAAAACAGAUCUUAAUUCUGAAGGAAUCAGACAAAGGGAAACAAGUGUUUUGUUACCAGUCCUGGUAGCUGUCCUCAUCUUUGUGAUGCUCAUCAUAGUCCUGCUCUUCAUGAGAAAGCUGAAAAAAGCACAUGGAGUCUGGAAGAGAGAAAAUGACACUUCAGAACAGACGCUGGAGAGUUACAAAUCCAGGUCUAACGAAGACAAUCAAGCCGUUGAGAAGAAUGGUCAAGUUGCCAAUACGAAGCCUAAUAUGCAAUAUGUAACUGAAGGAUAUGCCGAAACAGUAAAGAGGAAUUCAGAAGAAAGAGAUGUUUCAGCAUUUGAGAAACACCUGGUGUGUGGAAAAGAAACUGACGUAUAGUAGUCAGUAUUUGUUGACAAUAUUGUAUGAUGUACAGAAUUAAUAUGGUAUGUUCUCAUAUUUAUAGUGUGACUGAUCUGAUGGUAUGUAAAACUGUCAGUCUGAUGUAUCAACAUCAUAGUCUGAGGAUUUCAGACAGAGGUAGAAAUGCUUGAUCUCACCUUGGAUGGAUCACCAUGUUAACACUGUAAAGAGGUGGAUGGAUUUGUUGCUCCUGAGAAUCCAUUAGCAAUGCUUGCUUUCAAAUAAUGAUUUAAUCAGGUAUUUAAACCAGCAGAUUUAAUUAAUGUGUAUCAUAAAUGGAUCAGACAAGUUUCAGAGCAAGUUAUUUCAGCAAUGAGGGUCCUGAUAAUGGAAUGCACAGCCAGCCAAUUGCAAGAUGCAAAUUUACUGGGAAGUUUAUGCAACAGUUGUACAGCCACCUGAGACACAUUGUCUACAGUAGGGCUACUCAACAUAUGGCCCGUGGGCUGUAUGCGGCCCGCGGCCUGUUUGUUUGCAGCCCACGGUGCAGUUUGGGUUAUGCGGGGCUCAACAUGCAGCCUGCGGGUGGGAACCAAAACACAAAAGUAUAAUGGCCUUCUGUUGAAAUGAGUUUUAGUAGUUACAUUCCUGGACUGUCAUUGCUCAUUAAAAGUGCUGUCAGAUGGGUAGAAAUCGGGUAACUAUUGCAUUUUAUUAAUAUCAGCAGAACUGACUUAAAUGGGGCCUGUGUAUUGUAUAGUCUUGCCUUAAACUUUGUAUUCAUACCCAUCCAAGUGAAUAAGCUAUUUGCAUAUAUCUGCAUAUAUAUUUGCAUGUAUAUACAACCACACUUAAGUUGCGGCCCUCUGCAAUUACUGUA
Messenger RNA from Pelodiscus sinensis (Chinese soft-shelled turtle), 2524 nucleotides. NCBI's taxonomy places the organism in Eukaryota, Metazoa, Chordata, Testudines, Trionychidae. The record is from RefSeq and is a predicted model, not a curated record.